AUGGCCACCAGAACACUGUACUGUUGUUACUAAAUGAUGAGUUCAUAUUGGACAUCCUCCAGGACAGGAUUAUGGAAGAGAUUGCGGAACAGGACAUGGAUAUAGAUAUGGCAGUGGUCAUUUUACUGAACUGUGUGAGAAGCAGUGACAGGGUUAUCCACCAAAGGGAUCAUUCCUACGAACUGAAAGAAAAGUUCAAGAGAAAAAAGAGAGAUUCUAUUAUUCUCAAAAAAUCUCUCUCAGACAGAGAGCAAGCAGACUUUGAUAUGAAAAAAGAAGAGCUUGGCAGAAGAUUUGGUGAUCGAUGCAAGCAGUUUCAUGGUUUUAACAUUCUGCAGUCUAAUUUCUCUGAAGCCUACAUCAGGAACGGAUGUGCUACAUUCAAACAUAUCAAAAGAACAAAUAAACCACUGAAGACGCAGCUUGCUGCCUUCCUGUGUCUGCUGAAUGCCUACGUACCAGGUUCAUAUCUCCUGGAGUCUCAGUGCCUGGACUUGCUCAGACAUGAAGAUGAUGUUAACCUUUCACUGGAGGAUCAAAUGCAGCCUUUCAGUCAUCUGAUCAUCACCUUCCAACAAGAUGGGAGAUCUGAAACAAAAGUCUGCAUGGCUCACAAUAUGAUAGCUCAGUGUUGUACUGAACUGUUGGGUGAUGCAGGUGUGACCAGAAGUGACACAACAAGAAAUCUCUUGAACAGUUUUUGCAGAAGUUAUGUUCCUUCAUGUUUGCUUGGGUUUGUCAAAGACAUGCUAACCAAAACUGGCUCAAAAAGCUAUUGAAGCUUUUGAAGAGGAAGAACAACUUUCUAAAAAUGAACACAUGAAAGGCCAGCAAGGAGAUGGGAAUACAAAAGUCUUGCGUGCUUUAAACAAGAGGGGACAACAUGUUAGACCUUGUUUACACAAACAUCCCACAUGCAUACAAGGCUUCACCCCUCCCCCACAUCGGACAAUCAGACUACAUCUCUAUACUUCUCACCCCAGUCUACAGACCUAUAACCCAGACGGGUCAUACCAACCUUCAGAGAGGUGAGAACAUAGUCAGAGUUGCCAUACCUGUUCUGCAAGAUUGCUUUGAAUACAAAGACUGGGAAAUGUUUAGAGAAGCUGCUACAUACACAGGCACCGUGUACCUGGAGGGGUAAACAACCUCAGUGACCAGCUACAUCAGCAAAUGCAUUGAGGAUGGCACUGUCUCCAAGACCGUCAUCACAUAUGCAAACCAUAAACCCUGGUUCUCUGCAAAGCUACGCAACCUGAUAAAAAAUGAGAGACUCUGCCUUUAAGUCCAACAGUAGAGAAGCUUACACUACAGCCAGAGCAGACCUAUCAUGGGCCAUCAUAGAGGAAAAGCGGGAGUAUGCAGACAAGAUCAACACACAUUUCACAAGUACAAAGGACACUCUGUGUAUGUGGCAGGGCAUUCAAACAAUCACGGCUACAAGCCAUCACCUCCGGCAUGCAGCACUGAUCCCUCCCUGCCUGGCCAACUGAAUGACUUAUUUGCACGUUUUGAGGCAGAGAACAAAGAGCCAGCAAGGAAGAUGCCACCCUCCCCCAACAACCAAGUACUCUGUCUGUCCACAGCAGACGUCAGGAUGACACUUUGCAGAGUAAACUCGCGCCCGUCAUCACAAAGUGCUUUGAGAGGCUGGUAUUGAGGCACAUGAAUACUCAGCUUCCACCGAAUCUGGACCUGCUACAGUGUGCUUACUGCCCAAACCAUUCCAGAGAUAAUGCCAUCUUGUCUGUUCUUCACCUUUCUCUCUCCCAUCUCGACAAAAAGGACACUUAUGUCAGAAUGGUGUUUGCUGAUUUCAGCUCAGCAUUCAACACAGUCAUUCCCCAGCAGCUGGUAAAGAAGUUGGACCUACUAGGAAUAAAUACCACUCUCUGUAAUUGGAUCUUGGACUUCCUAACUGACAGACCCCAGUCUGUCUCCAUUGGAAAUAAAACCUCCAAAGUCCUCAUACUGAGUACAGGAUCGCUGCAGGUCUGUGUGCUUAGUCCAUUGCUGUUCACCAUGCUAACACAUGACUGUACUGCACAGUACAGCUUAAACCACAUAAUCAAGUCUACAGAUGACACAACAGUGGUGGGUCUCAUCACCAACAACGAUGAGUCUGAAUACAGAGAGGAGGUACAACACCUGGUGGACUGGUGUCAUAAUAGCAACCUGUCUCUAAAUGUUCAGAAGGCUAAAGAGCUGGUUGUUAACUUAAGGAAGAGCUCAAUGGCCCACACCCCACUGCACAUCAACAGAUCUGCUGUUAAGAUGGUCAACAGUGUGAAGUUAAUGGGCAUGCACAUAUCAGAUGACCUCUCCUGGAACCUGAACUCCACCACUAUCAUGAAGAAAGCCCAAUAACGUCUUCACUUUCUUAGGAAACUGAAGAAGGCCAGUCUCUCUCCUUCCAUCCUCACAUAAUUUGAACAAUGUGCUUAUUUGCACACCUCAGUCACAUAGUUACUAAAUGAAGAUGAUAACAGUGGGUGGACUAUAUUCUUAAACUUAGUUACAGCACUUUCAUAAAGACAUCUACUGUAAUGAGGUCUACUACCCACUGCUGUGCAAUCAAUUAUUGUAAAUUUAAAUGUUAUCAGGAAAUGAUCAGAUGAGAGAGUUUUCAGGAAUCUCUGUUAAAUGUUCAGUUUCUAUUCUAAAUGUUAAAACAAGAUCUAGAAUGUGAUUAAAGUGGUGGGUGGGUUCUUUUACAUUUGGAGAGCAGACAAUUGGUUCUAAUAACAAAUUAAAUGCAGUAUUGAGGUUGUCAUUUUUAGCAUUUACAUGGAUAUUAAAAUCACCCACAAUAAUUAUUUUAUCUGAGCUGAGCACUAAAUCAGAUAAAAAGUCUGAGAAAUCAGACAGAAACUCUAUGUAAGGCCCAGGUGGACAAUAGAUGAUAACAAAUAAGACGGUUUUUCAAAUUUUGCAGCUAGGGGGGACAAGUCUAAGCGUCAGGCUUUCAAAUGAACAAAUAAAAAAUUCAGUCAGAUUUCUAGAGAUGAGAACUGCUUCUUUCAAAGUGGGAUGGAUGUCUUUUGUUUUAUUAUGGGUAUGGAGAUAUUUAUAUGCACAUGAAUGUUUGUAUUUUGCAGAUGAAAAUGCUGUGCUGUCAGACUUAUUUAGAGUUCUGCAUGUGGACAGUUGUGGAGAUUAUUUGGAGCAAGUGUCUGAAGUGACAUCAUCCCAUGUGAAGUUAAAGAAUCUAGACUUCUCUACAAAAGGAGUCACUUUUCUAAGGAAACUGGGCCUGCCUGUAAAGAUUUCUGCAGAUGUGUUAAUAUACAUGAGAGUCAGAACUGGCCUCACUCUGCAUGUUUAUCUGGUUCCACGUGAUCGUUCAUUACAACAGGGAGUAGAGGAAGAAGAGAAAUCUGAUGGAUUUAGAAAAAUCAGAAAGCCAAGUCCUACAAAGCAUCUACAGCUGGAGAGUAGUUUCUACCUCUCAACAGACUCAGACACAGCAGAAAUCAGCCCAGAUAAAAGACAGUUCACAUUAGAGUGGAGCAACAAUAAUUUCUUUGAAGUGGUCAUUAGAAAUCUGACAAGUGACUUCAGAAACUUGAAACUAAAACUUGAAUGUGAAAAAAAGAAAAGGAAAGAAAAGGACACCAUCUGGACAUGCACUAUCGGAGCAGAUGACUAUCAAAACCAAAGUAUUCACCAUGAAGAGGGUUGGCAUUUUGUAGAUCGCCAUCGAAUAGCUCUGAUUGACAGGGUGAGCGACACAGUAGCCAUUCUAGACAAACUCUUGGAUAAAGGCUUGAUCUCAGAAGAAAGAUUUGAUGCAGUGAGGGCUUUAAAUACAACACAAGAUCAAAUGAGAGAAAUUAUUAAGUCCGUGAAGUCAACAAAUGCAGCCAAAGACGCCUUUUAUGAAAUUUUGAAUGGGAUGAAGGCUCUCAUGCCUCUCAUGUCUGAGCUUGAAGGAUCUCAGUGAAAGAAUAUUUUUGGUCUCUGAUAGAGUAUAUAAAGUCUGGUUUUUCGUGACUGUGACAACAGCUGUUGCUGGAACCAAACUGUACAUCUGAUUAACCCACAGCCUUCUCCAUGCCUUAUGUUUAAGGAGGACAUGUUGAACAUUGAUAUCAAAUGAUGACGAUGAAUUUUAUGUAGUGGCAAAAAAAAUGUUUAAUGUGAAACUUGUUUUCUCAACCGCGUUAUUGUUUUUGUGUAGGCAUAAAAUGUGCCAUUUUAAUAUGUUUUUUUUUAUCUUUGUAAUUGUAUUUAUUUUAUGUUUUCUCCAAGAUGAGAAACAGAAGUGAAUGUUUUUGCAGAAGAUAACCAAAUAUGUGUGCAUAUUUAAAUGAAAAUGCCUAAUUAUUAGAAUUCAACUUGUAUGUCGAUCACAGAAUGUAUAAAAAGAACAUUUCUGAGUAAAAAGUGCAUAUUGAAGUGUAUAACAUUUGUAAUGAAAGGGAAUUUUGAAAACAUUCUCACCUGGAAAAUUUUGUGUUUUUCUGAAGGUUAAGUCUUUUCAUUGGUUUUCAUUUUUCUUUGCAGUAGAAUGAGAAUGCAAACCCUUCUACUUACUAAGCAGUAGGGUUUGCAGUAUAUCACUUUAAUUAAACUCAGUCUUAUUUAGAUAAGAUAAGCUUUAUUAGUCCCACGCAUGGGAAAUUUGUUUUGUUACAGCAGAAAGUGGACAGUGCAAAGUUACAUUAGAUUAAAAAAAAAAACACUGGAAGAGAAUACGAUAAUAAGAAUAUGAAU
Molecule: messenger RNA, 4716 nt
Organism: Haplochromis burtoni (Burton's mouthbrooder)
Lineage: Eukaryota; Metazoa; Chordata; Actinopteri; Cichliformes; Cichlidae
Product: apoptosis-associated speck-like protein containing a CARD
Exons: 5
Coding region: 2900-3943 (347 amino acids)
Biological process (GO): regulation of apoptotic process
Source: RefSeq, a predicted model, not a curated record